Penicillium macrosclerotiorum is the source of this 1914-nucleotide messenger RNA. RefSeq names its product electron-transferring-flavoprotein dehydrogenase. Gene Ontology annotation, cellular component: mitochondrial inner membrane. Gene Ontology annotation, molecular function: electron-transferring-flavoprotein dehydrogenase activity; iron-sulfur cluster binding. The record is from RefSeq and is a predicted model, not a curated record. The transcript has 3 exons. The coding region runs from base 1 to 1914 and encodes 637 amino acids. Lineage: Eukaryota; Fungi; Ascomycota; Eurotiomycetes; Eurotiales; Aspergillaceae. Gene Ontology annotation, biological process: electron transport chain.
AUGGCGUCCAAAGGCGCCGUGCUGCCUCUGCUGAGGCGUGAAAUGCGCUCCACCCGUCGAUUCACCCGAGUCAACGCUGCGUUGACAACUCCAGCCCGAAGCUUCAUCACAACCCCAGUCUCGACCGCCGGUCGACGAUUAGCUCGCCGAACGGCAACCUUCACCCCGCUUCCUCAGAUCCGCGCCUUUUCACAGUCAGCAGCACGACGGUUGACAGAUGAGGGUGGCAAUUUCGAUCCCCGAACACUGGAGCGCGAGUCAGAUGAGGUGGAUGUUUGCAUUGUGGGAGGUGGUCCCGCUGGUCUAGCCGCUGCCAUUCGGCUGAAGCAGCUCGCCAUUGAUGCUGGUAACGACGAAUUCCGAGUGAUCUUGUUGGAGAAGGCAGGUGAGCUCGGAGCCCAUAUCGUCUCGGGCAACGUCCUGCAACCGACUGCCAUGAACGAGCUCUUCCCCGACUGGCUCGCCGAAGAUAACCCAUACCGCUUCGAGGGCGCGACCCCCGCCAAGGGCGAUAAGAUGCGCUUCCUCACCAAAAACUCCUCAUUCCCUCUUCCCGCACCCCCGCAGAUGAACAACCAUGGCAACUAUAUCGUUAGCUUGAACGAGUUGACUAAGUGGCUAGGCGAGCGCGCAGAGGAGCUAGGAGUGGAGGUGUAUCCCGGAUUUGCGGCGAGCGAGGUCGUCUAUAAGCCCGAUGGCUCAGUGAAGGGCGUUGCCACUAAUGAUCUCGGCCUGGGCCGUGACGGCCAGCCCAAGGACAACUUUGAGCGCGGCAUGGAGUUUCACGCGCGUGUCACCCUCCUGGCUGAGGGUUGCCACGGCAGCUUGACGAAGCAGGUGAUCAAGAAGUUUGAUUUGCGCCGGGACAGUCAGCCGCAAACCUACGGCUUGGGUAUUAAAGAGAUUUGGGAGAUCCAACCGGAGAAGUUCAAGUCGGGUGAGAUUAUACACUCCAUGGGCUACCCCUUACCCAAGGACACUUACGGAGGUGCCUGGAUGUACCACUUUGGCGAUAACAUGGUCAGCAUUGGUUUGGUUGUUGGUUUGGACUACCCGAACCCGUGGCUGUCACCAUACCAGGAAUUUCAGAAGAUGAAGCACCACCCGAUGUUCAAGGAAGUACUGGAGGGGGGCAAGUGCAUUUCUUACGGAGCCCGUGCCCUGAACGAGGGUGGAUUCCAGUCCAUCCCUAAGUGUGCAUUCCCUGGCGGUGCCCUGAUCGGCGACACAGCGGGAUUCUUGAAUGUGCCCAAGAUCAAGGGCACGCACACGGCGAUGAAGUCCGGCAUGCUGGCUGCGGAGGCUGCCUACAACGCGCUGCAGGGCGAGACCGACGAAGGUACCGUAUUCCUCUUUGAUUAUGAGAAGUCCCUCCGCGACUCGUCCAUCUGGAAGGAGCUGUACGAGGUGCGUAAUAUGCGGCCAUCCUUCAACACUCCUCUUGGCUUCUUCGGCGGCCUGCUGUACUCCGGUCUCGAGGCCUACGUGUUCCGCGGCCGGGUCCCCUGGACCCUGAGCCACCACGGCACGGAUGCGGCAGCCACCAAGCCCGCAUCCCAGUAUAACAAGAUCGAGUACCCCAAGCCCGAUGGCGAGAUCAGCUUCGACAUCCUUACCAGCGUGAGCCGCACCGGCACCAACCACGAGGAGGAUCAGCCGGUGCACCUGCAGGUGGAGGACUGGGACAAGCACAAGGAUCUAGCGUGGCCCGUGUACAAGGGAGUGGAAAACCGAUUCUGCCCAGCCGGGGUGUACGAGUACGUGGAGGACCCCAGCAAGGAGCAUGGCGUGCGGUUCCAGAUCAACGCGCAAAACUGUAUCCAUUGCAAGACCUGUGAUAUUAAAGUACCAACCCAGGACAUCAACUGGCAAACCCCCCAGGGCGGUGAAGGUCCUAAGUAUAUCAUGACCUGA